Telopea speciosissima is the source of this 2578-nucleotide messenger RNA. RefSeq names its product formin-like protein 5. Bases 1 to 2310 code for a protein of 769 amino acids. The record is from RefSeq and is a predicted model, not a curated record. The transcript has 2 exons. NCBI's taxonomy places the organism in Eukaryota, Viridiplantae, Streptophyta, Magnoliopsida, Proteales, Proteaceae.
AUGGCUGAACAGAGGCAGCCCUUCCGCUUCCGGCUCCCUUGGUUGGUGACCCAAGCACAAGCACCAGCACGAGCACCACCAGUACCAACACGAGCACCAGCACCUGCCCCUGCCCCUGCCCCUCCCCCUCCCCCUCCCCCUCCCCCUCCAAGACCCCCAAAUCAGCAGACCACUGCAAUAAAAAUUCAGCUACCACCUCCUGGAACAGCCUCUGAACGGCGCCCUCCUUCCCCUCCCGAACCCCAAGCCCAACCAAAGACUGUUUCUCAGCCCCCCUCACCAUCUACCAUUGCUCCAUCACGAUUACCUGCACAGCCUCCAUCACCAUCUCGUAAUGUCCCACAACCAUCACCUCGAUCACAAACAGUAUCUCAGCUUCCCUCACCAUCUACUAUUGCUCCAUCACAAUUACCAUCACAGCCUCCAUCACCAUCUCGUAAUGUCCCACCACCAUCACCUCGAUCACAAAAAGCAUCUCAGCUUCCCUCACCAUCUAUCUUUCCACCAUCACCCCGAUCACAAAAAGCAUCUCAGCUUCCCUCACCGUCUAUCUUUGCUCCAUCACGAUUACCUUCACAGCCUUCAUCACCAUCUCAUAAGAUUCCACCAUCACCUCGAUCCCAAACAGCAUCUCAGACCUCCUCACCAUCCCGCACACUUCAACCCCAACCAGUUACCCAGAAAGCCUCAUCCCCCCCAUCACCAUCUCAUACAGCCUCUCAAACAGCCACCAAGCCUCCAUCUCCAUCCCGUGUUGCUUCCCAACAAACACUUGGAACAACCCCAAAACCUCCAUCUCCAUCUCGUACAUCCCUCAUGGAGCAGCUAAAGGCUCGAGCUGCCUCCCAGCCCCCAUCACCAAUGCAGCGAGCUCCCCCAUCACUACCACCAACUCAAGCAAGCUCCUCCCCUCCAUCUCUUACAGCCCCUAUGGAGCAGCCAAAGGCUCGAGCUGCCUCACAGCCCUCAUCACCAACGCAGCAAGCCCCACCAUCACUACCACCAACUCAAGCAAGCUCCUCCCCUCCAUCUCGUACAGCCCCUAUGGAGCAGCCAAAGGCUCGAGCUGCCUCCCAGCCCCCAUCACCAACGCAGCAAGCCCCACCAUCACUACCAACAACUCAAGCAAGCUCCCCUCCUCCGUCACCAUUUCAGAAAGCCCCUCAACCCCCAUCACCAUUAAUGUUACCUCCUGCCCAAGAUGAACCUGCAUUGCCCCAGCCACCAUCCCAAAAACCUGUGUCUUUGGUAGAAGCCUCAUCUACAUCCCUCUCCCCCUCCCAAAAUCAAAACCUGAUAAAAGCUACCAAAGAGCCAGAUGAGGCUGCAAAAUACCCACCCCAAGCAUCAAGCCAAGCUGUGGCAGGUAUGGAUUCCAGGGAAGUUCGAGAGACAACUUUUGGGCAACAGACAUCUCCAAAGGCAGAAGAAAUUAAAGCAGAGCAGAAAACAAGCAAAGAACCAAAGAGAGAGGAGAAGCCCAACCCCCCAGCUGACGAGGAACCAAAGCAAAAGACAAUCACUGAACUCAUCAGCAUGGAUUCAGGAUUAAGCAUGGAAACAAAAGGACAGCCAAGUACCAAACCUCAAUUAGGACAAAAGCAGCUGGAGAAGCAAGCAGCCCCACAUGGAAAGGAAAUCACAGAAACAGCAGCAAAAGAACAAGAGAGCAAAGUGGUUAUCGCACACCCAAAAGAAAAGAGAAUGGGCAGGGAAUCUCACCCAAAAUCUUCAACAUUUCUUAGUGAACAAGGCUCCCUGCACAGAGAGAUCAGGGAAGACAUUUCAAAGUUCUUCCACAAACUGGCCAUGGGAGAUCCAAAACAGUCCACAGAUGAAAAACCAGCAACUGUUAUAACCCUGUCAGGUGAAAAUAGAGGAGCAACCAUGCAAAUGGGUUCUGAGUCAGCAAAACGAGAAGGUAGCUCCAAGAGGAGGAUGGAGGAUCCAAAGACACAGGAGGACACUGCAACCUUGGCAUUCCUUAAUAGCAAUGUGCAGAGUAUCAACAAUUCAAUGAUUUUAAACAGUUCCUUUAGCGAAAGGAAUCCUGGAGUUCAUCUUGUUCUUUCUCACUAUCCAAAAGAACCAAUCAACAUGAAAGAGGAGACAGAGAGUAUUGAGGUAAGCAAAGCAGAGUUCAACAUAACCCCAGCUCAGAAGCUCACUUAUGAACCCAGAAGCCUUUUUGUUGAAUCCAGUGGCACUGACCAAAACAACACUCAGAAGCCUCGCCGUCACGGUUGCAACUGCAACUGUGAGAAGGAAAAGGACAAUGACAAGCAAACUGGAGAUUCUUUGACUAAGUAGGGUGUGAAUGUGUGAUUACCUAAUCAUACAGCUUAUAUUGAUAAAUUGCAACCUGCAAUACAGAAAGUAGAAAUGAUAAUAAUCAUAAUAAGAAGGGUGCUAACAUCCUUCCCCUCUAGCAUGUAUUGUCUUUUUUCCAGCUGCUGUAGCUGGUGCGGGCAUGAAAAUUAUAAUGGUAGUGUGUAGUGAAAGUACUAUCUGAACAUUUAGAUCUAUUACAACAAGGUAUACAAUGGUAUCACAAACAAGACAGCUUAGUGCAAUUAAA